GUCUUCUGAUAUAGUCAGCCAAUCCGAGAGUAGAUUCAUAAAUUAUCGAAAGAUCUUAGAGUUAGCAAAUUCUGACCACAUGAUAGUUGUUGAAGUUUCUUACACCUUUUCUACGAGCCCUUGGUUGACCGCUGCGUUGAAAACAAAUCCAACCUUUUUCCUCUUGGUUUCUUCCAUUAAAAAGGAGUUAAUAACCAAUGAGAAAGGAAAGCUAACCCUCUGUUUCUUCGGUUAGCCAUGAACUAUACUACUAGAUGGUUUUCCAUGAAUACCAUACUAGUAAUGCUCAUCUUCCUUGUAGUAAUUCUCCCGCCUUCCACUACCAUUACCAUUGGAUCCAUAAAGCCAAACCAACCCAUGAGAGAUGGCGAUGUUCUUCUCUCUAGCACUAAAAUCUUUGCACUUGGGUUUUUCAGCCCACCCAAUUCUCGUAACCGGUAUGUUGGAGUUUGGUAUUACAAAAUUCCAAACCAAACCAUUGUCUGGGUUGCAAACAGAGACCACCCCAUAAUUCCUGUCACUGAUAAUAUUAAUGAUGCCUCUGGAAUUGGACUUGUAGCUGUACACCGAGAUGGAGGCCUUGUCAUCUAUGAUGGGAAGGAUCAAAAUACCCCUCGUUGGUCUGCUAAUGUUUCAGCCUCUUCUUCGCCGAACAAUUCCAUGACAUUGACAGCCAAGCUUUUGGAUACAGGAAAUCUUGUUUUGCUUGAGGAAGACAAUGGUGUUAGCCCAAGGGUGCUGUGGCAAGGCUUUGAUUAUCCCUCCAACACAAUACUUCCGUCCAUGAAAAUUGGGCUGAACCGGCGGUCUGGGUUAAACCGGUUCCUAACGUCUUGGAAGUCCCCAGACGACCCGGGAACUGGGAACUACACAUACGGGAUUGACUCCAGUAGUUUGCCACAGCUGAUUGUUUACAAGGAUGGAGCUCCGCUGUGGCGGAAAGGAUCUUGGUUGGGGCAGAGAUGGGGCGGUUACCACUACGACCCCGCGUUUCGGGGCAUCUUCAAUUCCAGUUUCGAGAACAAUCCAGAUGAGACAUCGAUUAUGAACAUCGUCAAUGAUCCAACCUACUCGUUGUCAAGGACAACGCUACUAGAAUCAGGGAUCUUGGUAUCCAUGCUGUGGAAUGAUCGACAAAAUCACUGGCUCACAAUUUGGUCUGAUAAAGCUGGGGAGCAGUGUGAAAAAAACUACGGAAACUGUGGGCCAAAUGGUAAUUGCGACCCAAGUCAUUCUGAGGACUUCCAGUGUGGCUGCCUGCCCGGGUUUGAAAUCAAGUCGGAGUAUGAGUGGAGGUAUUUCAAUGGGUCGGGUGGGUGCGUCAGAAAAAGGGGAACAUCCACGUGUGGGAACAGGGAAGGGUUCGUGAAGGUGGAACGUGUGAAGAUACCAGACUCGUCCUCGGCGCGUGUGAACAUGAGUUUGAGCUUCAAAGCGUGCAAGAAAGAAUGCUCAAGGGAUUGUUCUUGCAUGGCUUACACCGGUGAGAAUAAGGCCAAGGGUGGAAUUGGGUGCGUGACAUGGCAUGGAGAUUUGAUGGACACGAGGACUUAUUCGGAUCUGGGUCUAGAUUUAUAUGUACGAGUUGAUGCAAUUACCUUAGGUGAGUAUGCAAAGAAGUCAAAUAGUUCUCUUAGCAAAAAGGGGAAGAUAGCAAUUUCACUACUGGCUCCAGUGCUCCUCCUUGUAGUUUUCUUUUGGUAUUGCACGGUAAGGAGGAAGAAAAAAGGUAAACAAAGACAACAUAAGUUUGCACUUAGACUUGCUACAGGGUCAGCCUACUUGGAAGACUCUUCUGUAGAUGUUGAUGAAAUUGAUGAAAGUAGAAUAAACUCAGAUUUACCAUUCUUUGAUCUACCAACCAUAACAGCAGCCACCAACAAUUUCUCCGUCGAAAACAAGCUUGGAAAAGGCGGUUUUGGCUCAGUCUAUAAGGGUGUGCUUUAUAAUGGAAAGGAAGUAGCAGUGAAAAGACUAUCGAAGCAUUCUGGUCAAGGAGUUGAAGAGUUUAAGAAUGAAGUUGUACUAAUCGCAAAACUCCAACACCGGAACCUUGUGAGGAUCUUAGGUUGCUGCAUUCAAGAUGAAGAGAAGAUGCUAAUCUAUGAAUACUUGCCAAACAAGAGUUUGGACUUUUUCAUUUUUAAUGAGACAAACAAAGCACUUUUAGAUUGGACAAGAAGAUUUGAGAUUAUUUGUGGGAUUGCUAGAGGGGUCUUAUAUCUUCAUCAAGAUUCAAGAUUGAGGAUCAUCCAUAGAGACCUAAAGGCCAGCAACAUUUUGCUGGAUUCUGCUAUGAACCCCAAAAUUGCAGAUUUUGGCUUGGCAAGAAUAUUUGGAAGAGACCAAAAUGAAGCGAGUACAAAUCGUGUGGUCGGAACAUAUGGUUAUAUGUCACCAGAGUACGCAAUGGAAGGACUAUUUUCGGUAAAGAGUGAUGUAUAUAGCUUCGGAAUUUUACUGCUAGAAAUCGUCAGUGGCAGAAAGAAUACCGGUUACUACCAUGAUAAUCCGGACUCAAAUUUGGUUGGACAUGUCUGGGACUUGUGGAAAGAAGGUAGAGCCUCGGAAAUCAUUGACUCAACUUUGGGCGAAUCGUACCCUGUCGAUGAAGUUGUAAGAUGCAUUCAAAUCGCGCUCUUGUGCGUGCAGGAGCACGCGACUAAUCGUCCGACAAUGUCUGGGGUUGUGUCCUUGCUGGGAAAUAAUGCAGCAGCUCCUUCACCAAGGCAACCUGGAUUUUUGGUUAAGAGAAGUUAUCAUACUAGUGGAGACCCAUCAGCCAGCACUGAAGGAGCUUACUCUGUAAAUGAUGUAACAUGUACAGAAAUAGAAGCUCGCUAAUGAAGGGCCUAGGCUGCAAAAUGUUGUACGUUAUAAGCUAAUUAGUACAAGUAGUAAUGAUAGCUUGAAGCUUAUUAAUUAGUAAUUGUAAUUAAGCUUUGAUUAGUACGAUUGAAUGUAAUUUAACUCAUGGAUCACGUUUUAUCUCUUAAUUUUUUAUCACGUCAGUUGCUGUUGUUGGCGUCCCUUUCUCUUU
Prunus avium (sweet cherry) is the source of this 3040-nucleotide messenger RNA. Lineage: Eukaryota; Viridiplantae; Streptophyta; Magnoliopsida; Rosales; Rosaceae. The record is from RefSeq and is a predicted model, not a curated record.